Messenger RNA from Linum tenue, 1323 nucleotides. The record is from the annotation of a GenBank genome assembly. NCBI's taxonomy places the organism in Eukaryota, Viridiplantae, Streptophyta, Magnoliopsida, Malpighiales, Linaceae.
GCUUAUACAAAAGUUAUAGUAGCUUUUUGGAAAUUAGUCAACAACUUCAGAAAUGGCCUGAAGUCGAAAGAAAAACGAAGAUCAUCAGAUUCAGUUGUAAACGAAGAAGCUGAGAGGAAAGGAGAUUUUUAGAGGGACAGGAAAGGAGGGAAGAUGUUGCUUGCAGUUCUCAUCUCGAAUUCUGUGGGCAAUAUCCUUGUGGAGAGAUUCAAUGGAGUUCCAGCUGAGGAGCGAUUGCACUGGCGAUCUUUCCUGGUGAAACUGGGAGCCGACAAUCUCAAACACGCCAAGAACGAAGAGCUCUUUGUCGCUUCCCACAAGUCGGUUUAUAUCGUCUAUACGGUGCUUGGAGAUAUCUGCCUGUAUGUUGUUGGCAAGGAUGAGUACGAUGAACUAGCUUUGGCUGAAGCCAUCUUUGUGAUAACGGGGUCGAUCAAGGAUAUCUGCAAGAAGCCACCAACAGAACGUACUUUCCUGGACAAGUAUGGAAAGAUAUGUCUAACUCUGGACGAAAUCGUCUGGAAGGGUAUCUUGGAGAACACGGACAAAGAAAGGAUCAAAAGGCUGAUGCUGCGAUUGCGAUUGCAAUGGCCUCGACUUUUCUUUCUCACUUUUCUGGGUUUUCAUUCUUGCAGAUUCAAUGGAGUUCCAGCUGAGGAGCGAUUGCACUGGCGAUCUUUCCUGGUGAAACUGGGAGCCGACAAUCUCAAACACGCCAAGAACGAAGAGCUCUUUGUCGCUUCCCACAAGUCGGUUUAUAUCGUCUAUACGGUGCUUGGAGAUAUCUGCCUGUAUGUUGUUGGCAAGGAUGAGUACGAUGAACUAGCUUUGGCUGAAGCCAUUUUUGUGAUAACGGGGUCGAUCAAGGAUAUCUGCAAGAAGCCACCAACAGAACGUACUUUCCUGGACAAGUAUGGAAAGAUAUGUCUAACUCUGGACGAAAUCGUCUGGAAGGGUAUCUUGGAGAACACGGAUAAAGAAAGGAUCAAAAGGCUGGUGAGAUUGAAGCCUCCCACAGAAUUCUGAACUGUGGACGUUGGAGUCUCAAACUUCGUCAACAUAUAUAGGGCUUGUGAAUCAGUUUCCUGGUUCUGAUGUGAAACGUACUACAGAUGUUGUAUUCUUGGAUUUGUCUCCAGUUUCUGUGGCUCAGUUGCUGUGACUGUGAUCGAUGAAUUUUUUACUUCACGGAUCAUUAGAUGCAUAUGGAUGCUUAAUAUGUCCAGUCAAAUUGUGAAGCUGAAGUUUGAAAAAGAAUGGAGGAAUUCAAAUUCUGUUUGUUUGAAUUUCUCUAUUGUUCUUCUCUACUGUUCAUCAUGGAGC